CUGGAAUUCAUGUACCUUCAGAAGAUAUUCCAGAAACCAUGGAUGAAGAUUCUUCUUUGAAAGAUUAUACUGUAAGUUUAGAUUCUGACAUGGAAGACCCUUUGAAAGUUCACCAGGACUAUGUUAAUCUUAACUCCAAUCUUAGAGAAGCAGUUAGUCCCUGUCCCAGCUCUGUAAGUGGCAAAUCACAGGCAGGCAGUUCAGCCUCUUCGAGUUCUGGAAUCAAAAUGACCAGCUUUGCAGAGCAGAAGUUUAGAAAACUGAAUAAUGCAGAUGGCAGGAGUAGUGGAAGCAGUUCCCAAAAAACGACCCCUGAAGGUUCUGAAUUAAACAUACCUCAGGUGGUUGCAUUUGGCCAAAUUCAAGAAGAAAACUCUCUGCCACAGGGCAGAGACACCACACAACUGUUGGCAUCUGAAGUUGUCCAGCUGAGAAUGAAAUUGGAAGAAAAAAGAAGGGCUAUUGAAGCACAGAAGAAGAAAGUAGAGGCUGCAUUUACUCGCAAGAGGCAAAAAAUGGGUAGAACUGCAUUUCUCACAGUGGUUAAAAAAAAGGGUGAUGGGAUCUCUCCCUUACAAGAGGAAGCAGGAUGUUCAGAAAAUGAGAAGGUCACUCAGGAAACAUCUGAAACAAAGUCACCAAGAACUUCUGAUGGAACCAGGGUAAGACUAAAUGUAAACAGUUAUCAAUCACCUAGAUGGCCGAAAUCCCCAACAACACCUGUAGAUACUGAGAAAGUUUGGAAUCUUGCAAGUCCAAGUGAGGAAAACAUGGGUGAGGUGGACGUAGUAGAAUAUACACGGUCUAUUGAAAAACUAAAUUCUUCUUUGAACUUUCUUCAGCAGGAAAUGCAGAGGUUAGCUUUGCAGCAGGACAUGUUGAUGCAGAUGAGGGAGAAACAGGCCUGGGUUAUUUCUCCACCUCAACCUUCUCCACAAAAGCAGUUACAGCGAGAAACAAAACCAGCAAUAAAACCCUCUGUUACAUGGUCUCCAGUCCCUUGUUUCACUAUGGAGUCACCUCGCCAAACUCACAGAUCACCCCAGGCUCCAGUUAAAAGGACUGUGUCCUUCUCUUCAAAGCCUCAAAGAACCCCUCGACCCAAUGAACUUAAAAUAACACCUUUAAAUCGUACGUUAACACCUCCACAAUCUGUAGAUAGUCUUCCUCGUCUGCGAAGGUUUUCUCCAAGCCAGACUCAGACCAGGUCGUUUGUAUGCUUUGGAGAUGAUCAAAAUCCGAAUUCACAAGAACUGGAGGCAAAGGAUGAUCUGGAAACUGCUAGUGACAUUUUCAGAAGUGAGGAAUAUGAGAAAGGAUUGGAUACUUAUCAGGCUUCUUGGAAACGUGUAGGAUUAGAGAAAAAACCAAUUUGAAUCAACCGUGUCUGAAGUAUUAUCCCAGCCUAUUGUAGAAACUGUAUGUGUAACACCAAAUGAUGACACAUUCAGCCAGAGAAGCUUCUCCACCUCCAAAAAUGCAAGUUUGAUUGAAGUCCCCCUCUCAAAGUUACAGCCCCCAAACAAGGCACCUGAAGGGAAUGAAGUGGACCCUGAGAAAGAUCUCACCACCGAAGACCAGAAGGUUUGCUGUGGCUUCUUUUUUAAGGAUGAUCGCAAAGAGGAAAAUGAUAUGGCUGCCAAACGUGCUGCUCUACUGGAGAAGAGGUUGCGGAGAGAGCGUGAAAAUCAACAGAAGAAACUGGAGCAGGAAAUGGAGCAAGAGGUGAAGAAAGAGGAGGCCAGGCGAAAGUCAGAAGAAGAACGACAUAAGAAGGAAGACGAGAAGGCCAGGCGGGAGUUUAUCAAACAGGAAUAUAUGCGCAGGAAGCAGCUUAAGUUAAUGGCAGACAUGGAUUCUGUUAUAAAACCUCGAGGGAACCUUGGCAAGUCUAAAAAGCCUCGACCUAAAUCUAUCCAUAGAGAUCAUCAUGCUGAAUCUCCUAGAACACCCACUGGGGGCCCUCCAGUGUCUGCACUUUCCCUGGCCUCUCUGAAUGCAGGUGACAAUGAAAGUGUGAACUCUGAGAAAAGAACACCAAGCCCCUUUAGGUCAGAGUCUGUCGAGGGAUUUUUGUCUCCUGGCCGUUGUGGCAGUCGUAAUGGUGAAAAAGAUUGGGAGAAUGCCUCUACUACUUCUUCAGUAGCAUCAGCAACAGAAUAUACAGGACCAAAAUUAUACAAAGAGCCCAGUGCUAAAUCUAACAAAUAUAUCAUCCAGAAUGCUAUCUCUCAUUGUUGUCUAGCUGGCAAAGUGAAUGAAGGUCAAAAGAACAAGAUAUUGGAGGAAAUGGAGAAAUCAAACGCCCAUAAUUUCCUGAUCCUCUUCCGUGACUCAGGAUGCCAGAGUUCCGAUCAGUGUACACCUACUAUCCAGAAACAGAAGAGAUUAAUAAACUGGUGGGAAUUGGGCCACGCUCCAUAUCCCGGAAAAUGAUCGAUGGCCUCUACAAGUACAAUUCUGAUCGCAAGCAGUUCAGCCACAUUCCAGCCAAAACAAUGUCUGCUAGUGUUGAUGCUGUGACCAUCCACAGCCAUCUAUGGCAGGCUAAGAGACCUGUCACCCCCAAAAAACUCCUCUCGCCCAAGGCAUAG
Staurois parvus is the source of this 2594-nucleotide messenger RNA. Lineage: Eukaryota; Metazoa; Chordata; Amphibia; Anura; Ranidae. The record is from the annotation of a GenBank genome assembly.